ACCAAGGGGAAGGGCAGUUCUGCUGACCAAACACGUGGUCAUUCUCACUUUUAAUCUCUCACUGGGUGAAGUGUAUCGCAGAAAUACAUCUCGUUUCUAAAGCUCAGGACUGGAGUUUAACAUUGUUUUAAAAUGCAGAAGGGGUCGUUUUCUCUCACCACAUCUUUUCGGGUUUUCUAUAUGCGACUAACGUUAGUCGGAUUUAGUUUCCUGCACUUCUCACUAGUCACAGGUGCACAAACUGAAUGUCCUCUUCAGCUCAACCCACAGAGAGUUGUUGUGAGAUACGGCGGUUCUGUUGCAGCUAAAUGUAACACUUCAGUCCCGCAUAAAGGGAUGGGAUGGGAAGCCAGUGAGGGAGCAGUGCCCAUGACCAAAAACCAGAGUCUGAUCACAUGGAGAGUGCCAGAACUGACAGAAUGGGACAUAAAGCCAUUCUGCUACAUAAACUAUAAGGAUGUGGAUCAGUGUCCAGUAGAGCUGCCAGUCACUGUUUACAAGACUCCAGACAGUGUGUUCAUCAGUGUGAAUCACAAUGGACCAAUGAAGGAGGGAGAGCUGUAUGAGCUCCAGUGUGACGUUCACAAUGUGGCUCCUGUUCAGAAUCUCACUGUCAACUGGUACAAAGGACAGACUCUGCUGGAUCAAACCACCUUCACUGACACUAGCGAGACUCCAGUGAAUGAAACUGUCAGACUCCUGAUCCGUCCAGACAGAGCUGAUGAUGGAGCUCAAUACAGGUGUGAAGCAGAGCUGGAUCUGGGAGCAGAAGGACCUCAACCUCAUCCUACAAUUUCAUCAAAUCCUCUCAGCAUUACUGUAUAUUUUAAACCAAUCAUCAAUGAGACCAAACUGCCCUCCGUAGUGCAUGUGUUUCGAGGCUAUCCAGAGGUGCUUGUUUGUGAAGCAGAGGGAAACCCAAAACCAACAAUCAGCUGGAGCCUCGGCGCAUAUGACACAGUACAUAGCACACAUAGUGAAAAACUUAAUAUAACAGAGUCAACACCUGAGGAUCUGUACUGCACUGCAAGCAAUUCUGUUGGCAGGAAGACCAGACAUGUAAAAGUGUCCAUACAAGAUAUUUCCAUCAGCUUUGUGAAUCACAGUGGACCAGUGAUAGUGGGCAAGCAGUAUGAGCUCCAGUGCUUCAUUCAGAAUGUGGAUCCAUCUAAGAGUGUUGUUGUGAGAUGGUACAAACUGAGUCAAACCAACUCCACUGAUACCACCAAGACUCCAGUCAGUAGCACAUCUAAACUCCACAUCAGUCCAGACAAAACUGAUGAUGGAGCUCAAUACUGGUGUGAAGCAGAAGGAACCCAACAUUAUCCAACAAUGUCAUCAGAACAUCUCAGCAUUACUGUACAUUAUAAACCAAUCAUCAAUGAGAUCAAACUGCCUUCCACAGUGCCUGUAUUUCGAGGCUAUCCAGAGGUGCUUGUUUGUGAAGCCGAGGGAAACCCAAAACCAACAAUCAGCUGGAGCCUCGGCGCAUAUGACACAGUACAUAGCACACAUAGUGAAAAACUUAAUAUAACAGAGUCAACACCUGAGGAUCUGUACUGCACUGCAAGCAAUUCUGUUGGCAGGAAGACCAGACAUGUAAAAGUGGUAUUAAAAGAGGAUUACCUGCCCUUAAUAGCAGGACUUAUUGCAGUCAUUGUGGCGUUCAUCUCAGUCAUCUUCAUCUUCAUCUUCUCUAUCUACUACAAAACAGCCAAGAUGGGCCAUUAUAGCCUGAAGGAUGCCAAGCCUAGUGCACAAAAUGGAAACAUAGCACAGAAUGGCAAACAGAACCCUAUUCCUAUGAAGAAACUCUCUCAGAGCAAUAUCCUUAGGCGACCCGUUUAUUUAUUCGCACGCCUCAACCGCGCCUUUGUCUGGUCGAUGGUACCCUCAAACACUUACAAUAUGCUGCAGUGUUUUUAUGGACUUGUUUAUCUUUCGGCCGUUUUAGCGUUUGCAACUCUGACAGGUACACAAGCUGAAUGUCCUGUUCAGCUCAACCCACAGAGAGUUGUUGUGAGAUACGGCGGUUCUGUUGCAGCUAACUGUAGCACUUCAGUCCCGCAUAAAGGGAUGGGAUGGGAAGCCAGUGAGGGGGGAGUGCCCAUGACCAAAAACCAGAGUCUGAUCACAUGGAGAGUGCCAGAACUGACAGAAUGGGACAUAAAGCCAUUCUGCUACAUAAACUAUAAAAUAGGCAAUGAGGAUCAGUGUAAAGAAGAGCUCCCAGUCACUGUUUACAAGACUCCAGACAGUGUGUUCAUCAGUGUGAAUCACAAUGGACCAAUGAAGGAGGGAGAGCUGUAUGAGCUCCAGUGUGACGUUCACAAUGUGGCUCCUGUUCAGAAUCUCACUGUCAACUGGUACAAAGGACAGACUCUGCUGGAUCAAACCACCUUCACUGACACUAGCGAGACUCCAGUGAAUAAAACAGCCACACUCCUGAUCCGUCCAGACAGAGCUGAUGAUGGAGCUCAAUACAGGUGUGAAGCAGAGCUGGAUCUGGGAGCAGAAGGACCUCAACCUCAUCCUACAAUUUCAUCAAAACCUCUUAAUGUUGAAGUAUACUAUAAACCACAACACUCCAGUUCAACAGAGACCAUCAUUAAAGACGACAAGGUCAUGCUAGAUUGUACAGUGAAGGCAAACCCGGCUUCUACGUACACAUGGGAUCAUCUGAAAGAGAAGAACAGCUCCUCAGUGCUCAAGUCCUCAGCACUCAGUCCAGGAAACUACACAUGCACCGCCACAAACGCUCUGGGAAGAGACAGCAAAGUGUUCAUCGUCAAAUCUACAGACAGAACCACAUUCUGGGCUAUUGUUUUAACCGGCGUGGCGGUGGCAGUGGCGUUAAUCGCCUCUUAUUUGAUUUUCAAGUUUGGGUUUUCCAAGAAUUCUGUCAUUUGAUGGACAAGAGAUGACCUCAAAGUGGGACAUUCUCCUCAGGGAGAUCAUUAAAAACUUGAUUAUUGUGGGUUAUUUUUUAAAGGAAUAGUUCACCAUCAGGCCAUCUAAGAUGUAGAUGAGUUUGUUUCUUCAU
Molecule: messenger RNA, 3043 nt
Organism: Sinocyclocheilus anshuiensis
Lineage: Eukaryota; Metazoa; Chordata; Actinopteri; Cypriniformes; Cyprinidae
Product: vascular cell adhesion protein 1-like
Exons: 12
Coding region: 133-2910 (925 amino acids)
Biological process (GO): cell-cell adhesion
Cellular component (GO): membrane
Molecular function (GO): integrin binding
Source: RefSeq, a predicted model, not a curated record